AUGUGCAAGGCGAAAGAAGGGAUGAAGAGGCCUCAAGUAAGAGACGAGGUUCGGGGGAGGACUGCGCGAGGACGGAGCCCAGCGCGAGUCCGGGGUCACGGGGCGUCUAAUAAACGCGGCGAGGAGAUUGGGUGGCGGGGGGACCGGACCUCACAGAGACGUCGGAUCCCAACCUCAUCACGGUCGCUUGGCCCAUGCGCAGGCACGGCAAGCUAA
Molecule: messenger RNA, 216 nt
Organism: Purpureocillium lilacinum
Lineage: Eukaryota; Fungi; Ascomycota; Sordariomycetes; Hypocreales; Ophiocordycipitaceae
Source: RefSeq, a predicted model, not a curated record